This is a messenger RNA of Pistacia vera, 1061 nucleotides long. Its product is annotated as histone-lysine N-methyltransferase ATXR6. The record is from RefSeq and is a predicted model, not a curated record. The transcript has 6 exons. Bases 1 to 1020 code for a protein of 339 amino acids. Lineage: Eukaryota; Viridiplantae; Streptophyta; Magnoliopsida; Sapindales; Anacardiaceae. Gene Ontology annotation, molecular function: protein binding.
AUGAUACUGAGACGCAGAACCGAAGCUCCGAACCCACAUUCAUUUGCUGAAGAAAUUUCCGAUUACGAUGAUGCUUGCUGCCAGAAAUGCGGGACUGGCGAUUUCCCAGCCAAAAUGCUUCUUUGUGACAAAUGCGAUAAGGGAUUUCACCUCUUUUGCCUCACACCCAUUCUCAUUUCUGUGCCUAAAGGCUCUUGGUUUUGCCCUUCUUGUUCAAAUCAUAAGAUACCCAAAUCAUUUCCUCUGGUUCAAACAAAAAUCGUUGAUUUCUUUCGGAUUCAAAGAACGCCGGAGUUAGCUCAGAAACUAAGCCAAGACAAUCUAAGAAAGCGAAAGCGAGUGACUAGUUUAGUGAUGUCAAAAAAGAGAAGAAAAUUAUUGCCAUUCAGUCCGACUGAUGAUCCCAAGAGGAGAUUGCAACAAAUGGCAUCACUGGCCACAGCUCUGAGAGCCUCUGGAACAGAAUUUAGUAAUGAGCUCAUCUAUGUUCCUGGCAUGGCACCACGGUCUGCAAAUCAAGCAGCUCUCGAGAAGGGAGGAAUGCAGGUAUUGUCGAAAGAAGAUACUGAAACCUUAAAUUUGUGCAAACUUAUGAUGAGCAAAGGGGAGUGCCCACCCCUCAUGGUUGUUUAUGAUCCUAAGGAAGGAUUCACUGUACAGGCAGAUAGAUUUAUAAAAGAUUUAACAAUGAUUACAGAAUAUGUUGGAGAUGUUGAUUACUUGAAGAAUCGUGAAAAUGAUGAUGGUGAUAGUACUAUGACCUUGCUUCAUGCGGCUAAUCCAUCUCAAAGCCUUGUCGUUUGCCCUUAUAAGCAUGGAAAUAUUGCCCGCUUUAUAAAUGGCAUCAAUAAUCACACAGCGGAGGGGAGAAAGAAGCAGAACCUAAAAUGUGUGAGGUACAAUGUCAAUGGCGAGUGCCGGGUGUUGCUGAUAGCUAACAGACAUAUAUCGAAGGGAGAAAGAUUGUAUUAUGAUUACAAUGGAUAUGAGCAUGAGUACCCAACUGAGCACUUUGUCUAACUUACGUUUCUGCUUUCCUUUUCCUUUUCCUGAUCCCACAC